Molecule: messenger RNA, 1775 nt
Organism: Bradysia coprophila
Lineage: Eukaryota; Metazoa; Arthropoda; Insecta; Diptera; Sciaridae
Molecular function (GO): heme binding; oxidoreductase activity, acting on paired donors, with incorporation or reduction of molecular oxygen; monooxygenase activity
Source: RefSeq, a predicted model, not a curated record
UUUUAGAGGUAGCACAAUAUAAUGUAUUCGAUAUAAAUAUCUAGGUAUUAAGAAUCUCUUUUGUUGUCUGCUAAGUUUUGAUAAGAUUACAUUGUUAAUCCAGUAAAAAAUAGAAAAUUAAUAAAAGUUGGAGUCGGUUGUGUGAGUGGCUUUAUAUUACUUAUAAAUAAUCUUAUCCUAUACUCAACGUUCAAUUUCACGUGACGCAGCGACAAUAUUUCCUUGGUCCGUAGAACAAUACGUUUAGUGAUAGCGGAAACAUGUCUCUAAUAAUUCUGAUUUUAAUCGGACUACUGAUUCUGUUCCUGAGUCAAAUUAAUUAUCGAAAAAUCUAUUUAUCCUUCAAAAUACCUGGACCAAUUCCUCUGCCAUUCAUUGGAAAUGCCCUAUAUUUUUUCAACAAGUCACCGGAAGAAAUUUUUGAAGUGGCUGUCAAAUUGACUGAGGAUUAUGGAGACAAUGUAUCACUCUGGAUUGGUACCAAUUUCGGAGCUUUAUUAUCGAAUCCUGAACAUAUAAAGGUUAUAUUAACUAGUGCCAAAUUUAUAGAAAAAUCGGAAGCUUACAGGUACCUAAAACCUUGGCUGAACGAAGGGUUAUUACUCAGCUCAGGUUCCAAAUGGUAUCAAAGGCGUAAAAUCAUAACCCCAUCUUUCCACUUCAAAGCUUUAGACGAACAUGUAAAAAUAUUCGAUCGGUACAGUAUCGUUUUUGUCGACAUUUUGUCCAAAUAUAAGACCACCGACAAAGUAGAAUUGUCACCAUUGACUAGACACUAUACUCUGGAUGUUGUUUGUGAAGCUGCGAUGGGAAUCGAAGUGAAUGCUCAACGACAUCCCAAUUCGGAGUAUGUCAAGGCAGUUAGAACCGUUAGUCAAAUUAUGAUGGCUCGCCUUAUUAGUGGCUUCAAAUGUGCGGAUACAAUUUUUCGAUUCAGUCCACUGUACAAACAACAGGCGAACGGUUUAAAAAUAAUUCAUGCUUUCACCGAUAGAGUCAUUCAAGAACGACGCCAAAAGCUUGUAGCACUAAGAAAUAAAAGCGGCAACUCCGUUGACAUGGCAACUUCAACAACUUUCUUGGAUAUCCUUCUCGAAGGAAUUAUCGACGGUAAGCCGUUGAGCAAUUCCGACAUUCGUGAAGAAGUGGACACAUUCAUGUUAGAGGGUCACGACACGGCAAAGACAGGAAUUUCAUUUUGUUUCUACUCACUGGCCAGGUAUCCCGAAAUACAACAGAAAUGUUUCGAAGAAAUGAGAAACAUCUUGAGUGAUGAUCGAUCGAAAGAGGUGUCGUGCAACGAAUUGAAUAAUUUGCGGUAUUUAGAUUUGGUCAUCAAAGAGACGCUUCGACUGUAUCCUAGCUUACCACUAUUGGGACGGCUGUUAUGUGAAGAGCUUACCAUAGGCAAGUACAAAUAUCCCAAAGGAACAAAUAUCGGAUUUUCUCCUUUACUUUUGGGUCGUGAUCCAAAACUAUUCGAAAAUCCACUAGAGUUUCGACCGGAACGUUUUCUGGAAGAUACUACCUCCGAAAAGUUUACUUUUUCGUAUCUUCCCUUUUCAGCUGGACCAAGAAAUUGUGUGGGACAGAAAUAUGCAGUUUUGGAAAUAAAAGCUGUAGUGUCGAAAGUGUUGAGACAUUUUGAAAUUUCUUUGGCCGACGACAGUAAAUCAGAUCCGGUAUUAAUUGGAGAAUUCAUUUUAGCCACAAAGAACCCAAUUAAUUAUCACUUUAAGCCUAGAAUAUAUUAAAUAAAUUCGACGCUAUUCGUA